This is a messenger RNA of Fusarium venenatum, 1104 nucleotides long. RefSeq lists its product as uncharacterized. Gene Ontology annotation, biological process: regulation of transcription by RNA polymerase II. Gene Ontology annotation, molecular function: DNA-binding transcription activator activity, RNA polymerase II-specific. The record is from RefSeq and is a predicted model, not a curated record. NCBI's taxonomy places the organism in Eukaryota, Fungi, Ascomycota, Sordariomycetes, Hypocreales, Nectriaceae.
AUGUUCAAGUGCGACGAGGUUCGUCCGGUCUGUAAGAACUGCCACAGACGGGACGCGGUUUGCGACUAUCUUGACACGUCGCGUACAAGGGGCUGCCCAGCUAAAAACGUCAAAAUUGUGCCAAAACGGCGUGAACUAUCUGUUGAGCCUGAGCCUGUUGUAACUAUGUCACCCGCGAACGAGCUAUGCAAUAUUUUGCAAUUGAGUGAUCUAUUUGCUCAGCGGAUCUCAUUGCCCCCAGGACGCUUACUUGAACUUCAGCUUUGCCAUCACUUCCUACAGAUGACGCAGAUAGCAACCGAGACUCAAGCUGCCUGGUCAUACUGGGUUCUAGAGCAAGCCGCUCAAUCGGCUGGUGUUAUGGACGCGCUUCUUGGGACGUCUGCGUUCCACCUGCAUCGCUUCAGCAAGUUCGACACAAGGCUUCUAAUGGCAGCACAUGAAUACAUGGCCCGUGCAAUAGAGGGCCAUAAGAAAGAUCUGAGUGGAGGUUUGGAUGAAUUAAAUACCUCCAAAGUGGUUGCAACUUGCGCACUCAUCAUUACGCAUGCCAACUCCAACGCAUACCCCCUUAGUGGCGAUAGCGACCAACGUCAACCUCAUGACUGGUUCAUUUCGUUCCGUAGGGCUAUGGGCAUACUCAACAAAGCGUCACCGUUGAUUCAGGACACUGUCGUCGGUCAGGAGUUGAGAACUCUUCACCCAAUUAUUCGUCAGGAUAUUCAUCCAAACCCUUUUAGCUUUCUACUCUACUAUAACCCUCCAUCAAAGUCAUGCAACCAGGAGGAAAUCAGCGUUUGUACUACGGCAGUGGCUCAUCUCUCCUAUAUUUAUGUCGGGUUAAUUACUGAAAAGCCUCUCCGCUUUUCAAUCUGUGUUUCAGAUUCCUUUGUCGCCCUUGUCACAGCAAAGGUUCCUCGGGCCUUGGCUAUCUGUGGAUACUUCUUCAUGGUAGUAAAGCUAGGACGGCAGCUCUGGUGGAUUGAUGGUGCACCAGAACGGGAGUUCGAUAAUAUUAUGAGAUACUUGCCGAGAAACUGGUGGUCAGUUAUGGACUGGGCUAUUCGAAUAUUUGAGUGGAAUGAUCGGAGUACAGCACCGUAG